Molecule: messenger RNA, 2486 nt
Organism: Fundulus heteroclitus (mummichog)
Lineage: Eukaryota; Metazoa; Chordata; Actinopteri; Cyprinodontiformes; Fundulidae
Product: guanine nucleotide-binding protein G(s) subunit alpha
Exons: 12
Coding region: 21-1160 (379 amino acids)
Biological process (GO): sensory perception of chemical stimulus; adenylate cyclase-activating dopamine receptor signaling pathway
Cellular component (GO): heterotrimeric G-protein complex
Molecular function (GO): ionotropic glutamate receptor binding; corticotropin-releasing hormone receptor 1 binding; G-protein beta/gamma-subunit complex binding
Source: RefSeq, a predicted model, not a curated record
GGUGGGGGGGUGGGUGGGAGAUGGGCUGUCUUGGGAAUAAUAAGACUGAAGACCAGCGAAAUGAGGAGAAGUCUCAGAGAGAGGCGAACAAAAAGAUCGACAGGCAGCUGCAAAAAGACAAACAGAUAUACCGGGCCACUCACCGACUUCUUCUGUUAGGGGCCGGAGAAUCUGGGAAAAGUACAAUAGUCAAGCAGAUGCGAAUAUUGCACGUCAACGGCUUCCAUGCAGAGGAGAAAAAACAGAAAAUUCAAGACAUCAAAAACAACAUAAAAGAAGCUAUAGAGACCAUCGUGGCCGCCAUGAACACGCUCACGCCUCCGUGCCAGUUGGCGUGUCCUGCAAACCAGUCGCGGGUCAAUUACGUCCUGAGCCUAGUGAACCGGAAGGACUUUGAUUUUCCUUCAGAGUUUUACGACCACACCAAGACGCUCUGGAAUGAUGAAGGUGUGCGAGCAUGCUGGGAAAGAUCCAACGAAUAUCAGCUCAUCGACUGUGCCCAGUACUUCUUAGACAGGAUCGACGUGGUGAGGCAGAACGACUACACGCCCACUGAUCAGGACCUCUUGAGAUGCAGAGUUCUGACAUCUGGGAUCUUUGAAACAAAGUUUCAAAUUGACAAAGUUAAUUUUCAUAUGUUCGACGUUGGAGGUCAGAGGGACGAACGCCGAAAAUGGAUCCAGUGUUUUAAUGAUGUGACGGCCAUCAUUUUUGUGGUGGCGAGUAGCAGCUACAACAUGGUGAUCAGAGAAGACAAUCAGACCAACCGACUACAGGAAGCCCUCAAUCUGUUCAAAAACAUUUGGAACAACAGGUGGCUACGGACCAUUUCGGUAAUCCUUUUCCUGAACAAGCAGGAUCUUCUAGCCGAGAAGGUUUUGGCAGGAAAGUCUAAAAUCGAGGAGUAUUUCCCAGAGUUUGCUCGCUACACCACGCCUGAUGAUGCAAUACCAGAACCAGGGGAAGAUCCCAGAGUGACCAGAGCAAAGUACUUCAUACGGGAUGAGUUUUUGAGGAUCAGCACAGCCAGCGGGGACGGUCGCCAUUACUGCUACCCACACUUCACCUGCGCCGUCGACACAGAAAACAUCCGCCGCGUCUUCAGUGACUGUCGGGACAUCAUACAGAGGAUGCACCUACGGCAGUACGAGCUCUUGUGAUCCCCCCCCCCCCCCCCACUUACCCAGCAGGCGCCCUCCUCACCGUGACCAGUUAGCCGGUCUCCUCUCCGCGGUUUUCACCCGACAACCAAUCCUGUCUGACCGCCCCUCCACCGGAUCCUUCUGGUAAUACGACUCCAUACCCCCCCGGAAAAGUGAGAAAACUUUUCGUCCUGGACUGCACUCCCUCAGUUUGGACGUUUUUUUUUUGUGUUUUUUUUUCCUCUCUCUCAUUUACACGACCACCCGCUCACAGGUACACAUGCACUACAGAAUAAGACAUCCAGACUAUUGAAAUACCACACAGCCGUUGGCCACCCUGGUCUCCUGCGCUAACAGUCAGCGGGGGGGGAGGUCCGCUCAAACUUUCCUGAGAUGCAGGGGUUUGUUCACCGCGUGCCGGAGAGGAGAGACGGGAUGGGAUGGUGGCGAGCUGAAACGGAGGAGCGGGCUGUCAGCUGUUUGCUUUUUUUUUUUUGUUUGUUUUGUUUUUUUUUCCCCCCUGUGCCCAGCACGGACAGACUUAAUCGAUUAAUGGCUGUCUGGGGACGUGAGCGUGACUCGGAGAUGAAGCCACGCGGUUCUCAUGAUCUGCUCUUCAGGAACCCAGUCGAAGAAAACGGACAGAAAACAAAGAAACAAUCAAAACAAAAAAAUAUCUUACAAUGCAUAAGAAUCAUGCUUACAAGUGAACUUAAUGCUGUGCAAAAAGAAAAUCCAAGCUAUAUAUAUAGAUAUUUAUAUAUGUGUGUAUAUAAAUAUGUAUAUAUAUAUAUAUAAAUACAUAUAAAUAUUAUAUAUUCCUGUAAUAACACAAUUCAAGUUUUAAGUUUUUGUUAGUUUUUACCCCAUGUUGUUUGUUGGUGUUCACAGUGUGUGAGAGCUGCACCAUAUGACCCCCCCCACCACCACCACCAUGACACACACACACUCACACACAACCAUCUUACUCUGCACCCUUGUCCUAAUUUACCCCUGCUGCUAUAUGACAACUAUUCAACGUGUGAAAAAUAAAGAAGAGGUUUGACUUACUGAGGAUAAACAGCAAGAGGGAAGCAUGAAGGUAGAGACUGGCUGCAACAUUUUAUAACUGGGAGCACACACACACACACACACACACACUGAUACACGCCAACAUGCUCCAGCUCCUCAUCAGUUCCCACCUUCCUUUCCUCUCGUCUCGUUCCCUCACCUCCCUCCUCCCCGCCCCGGCUUUAAGCGCGUCUGUCUUUUCGUUUCCUGCUGGACUAUUAUUCUCCUGUACAGACUGUAAAAUGUAUUAUUUUGUACAACUUUAUGGAAGAAAAGAAACUAACUUGUAGAAGA